UUCUGCGCCGCGGGCACCGCUGCGGCGGGCGGCCCACCCGCCGAGAGGGCCGCGCAGGAGCUCGGCGAUGGAGGUCACACGCAGGCCGCCCGGCCACAACUCGGGGAGCCGCGGAGCUCCCAGGGGGCCCAAGAGACGAGUGAGAGGUGUGCCUAAAUGUGGCGGGAUGUUCCUCGAUUGCCCUCGCCGAGAAAAUCACAGCACGCGUCCGAGCGAUGCCAAGCCCAGCUUAAAAGAAAAACGCCCCCCAGGCGGCCAGGGCGCCCGGCAACGUCCUCAGGAGUGCCGCCCGGGAGCGCGGGCGGCGCGCGCGCGCGGCGGCGCGCGCACGCGGAGGCGCGCGCCUCUCAGCGGGCCUCCUCGGCGCGCCGCCUCGCGAGGCGGGCCUGCGAGUGCCGGACGCUGGCGUCGGCCUCCUGCCUG
Messenger RNA from Prorocentrum cordatum, 423 nucleotides. The record is from the annotation of a GenBank genome assembly. NCBI's taxonomy places the organism in Eukaryota, Dinophyceae, Prorocentrales, Prorocentraceae.